GCACACUCUCUCUUCUCGAUUCUCAGUCUCAACUACUUGCUAAGGACUUAGGUGACACCAAAGAGAGGUGAUUGUUUGUGACUGUGCACGGCGCAGUGUACGGACACGCCACAUGCACACACGAAGCCAAGCACACCACAAACGAACACAGCACACCAUUCACCGUGUUUCUGUAAAGGCCAGGUCUAGCAGUCAAGCAAGCACCGGAAGGCGGAAGGUUUCUGGCUGGACGAAAGGAAGGCAGGGAAGAAAGGCUACGGUACCUUGUGAAGGCUCGUUUGUUUUGCUUCUCUGUUUGAGUUUUGGUCCAGAUAAACUCGAAAUUGUGAAGUCUUGAAGCUUUGAUCACUUUCCGCUAGAACGAUUCUUGCGUUUAUGAGCUGGAUGAGACGUUGCAGACGAAUUGCAAGGUGAUCUUUGCGGAAAAUGGCCUCUUCCUGUGGGACUGAUGAGCUGAAUAUGGCCAGCUGCAGCACAGAAGAGUUACUCUCUCAUGUCAAGUCUGAGCCUGAAUCUACUUCGUCUUCGUCGUCCUCUAGCGAUGAUGAUGAUAACAGCGAGGAGAUUGACGAUGGAGGAUGCAGUAACCACAAAGACAAAGGCAGCCGCGUUGACCCUGACGCUAUGAAAAAACCUGAUGAGGUACUUAACGACAUGGACCUGGGGUCUGGUGCUGUCAACGAGUAUAUCAAGGGUGACCCUCUGCUGGACAUGCUAAAUGUUGUCUUGAAAGAUGAAUCCAACCCUAACAUCGCAUUCAGAUGUAAAGUGUGUGGAUAUCGAACAAAGAGACUAGCCACCCUGAGAAGACAUGAAGCAGCCCAUGAUGAUGGGGUUCUGUUCAGUUGUAACUACUGUGACUUCACUCACCGUCAGGAGGAAAGAGUUCGAACUCAUGAGGCAAAGCACAAGGGAGAGAAGCCUUUCAAGUGUACUGAGUGCUCAUUUGCGUCACGCUGCAAAGGUGACUUGACCAAACAUCAACGUGUUCAUAGCUCUGAGCGAAAGUUCAAAUGUCAUCUGUGUCCCUUCAGCUGUAAAUGGAAGACUAAUCUCUCAAAGCAUGUUCAGUGUACUCACACUGAGAAUCGGCCAUACCAGUGCUCACAGUGCGACUUGACAUUCAAACAUCCAUCAGCACUUAAAAGUCAUCAGAGGUCACACAGCGAUCAAAAGCCUCAUCGUUGCAAUCUGUGCGGAUUCAGAGCAAGGACCAGGUAUGAAGUUGACAGUCACAAAACCAUUCACUCUGAUGUUCGCAUGUUUCCAUGCCCCUUCCCGGGAUGUACUCAGAAAUGUAAGAGGAAACCAGACCUUACGAAACAUAUCAAGACUCAUUCUGAGACAGCCAAGUUUCAGUGUGACCUGUGUCAGAGGAAGUUCAAAUUGAAAAUCAGCCUUCGAAGUCACAUCAAGAGUCACUUGGAGAGAGGGGAGCCGCACGAGUGCCCAGUGUGCCACAAAAUUCUCUACAGCAGAACCGGCUUCCAAAAUCAUGUCUACAAGCACCGGUCCCAGCGCAGGUACAUGUGCAGCAUCUGCGGCCACCUGUUCUUCACUAAAAGCAACAUGGUCAAGCAUAUGGAGGUCCACUCCACUGACCGCAACCUCAUCUGCCCCAUCUGCAGCCUCCGAAGUGACUCCCGUAAGAAUUUUCUGAUCCACGUAGGUCAUGAGCAUCUGAAGGAGUACCGGUAUUUCUGCGAGCUGUGCCGUAAACCAUUUGCUUCAUUCACCCCCAUGCGUUUACACAUAGAAAGAUGUCAUAAGGAUGUGACAGACAGGAAAGUCUUAGAAUUUGUGUACGAUCCAGAAUGUUCUCUAAAGGAAGAGUUGAGAGACUCCAGCGAAAAAGAAACUACAAGAGCUGGAGAAGUCGCACUACCAAUUUCCACAAAAGGCUGCUCCAGUGAUAACAAUUGUGAAAGUAAUAACGUGGAUGAACAAAUAAAUAGUGGUAAGUCCAGCUGUGAUCCUGCAGGAGAGGGAUGUCAUGGUAGAACUGGUGAGACCGCUGGGAGUGAAGUCAGUCCAAGCAAGGACACUAAAUCCUCUGUUGUUAAUAUGCCUGAUCAUAAUGGAACAAAUGCACAUGGUAUGAUCCUUUUUGAUGGUUCUUCAGUAGAUGGUGCAGAUGCUGUUGUCAGUUCGUCUGGUUCUUCAAAGGAUGGUGCUAAUGCUGUGGUGAGUGAUUCACCAUUAGGGAUGACAGAAAAUAAGGAUCAUGGGGUGUCUGUGAUAAAGCCUAAGGUGUUACCAGAUUGGGUGAGAAUUGGAAACUAUGGGGGUGUCGGGGUGUGCCUGGCUCAUAAAAAUGCCCAGAUAGUGUUUAAUUUUGCUAAGAAUGGCAAAAAGCCACGUAAGUGGUUCAUGGAACCAGAGAGAAUGCCAGAAGAGGAAGCAGAAAAAAUGAGGAAGUACUUGCAGCGAAAACGUGUGAAAAGUGUGUAUGAUUUGCCUGCUGGCUGUGGCAGGAGGAAAAAAGGUAGGGGGCGGGGCAAAACAGGGCUAAACCGUCCAAGUCGUUCUUUACAGAAGCGUCGAAGACUGACUGCAAAGUCACAGGUAGACACAUCGCUUAGUGAUUCUGAAAAUGUGACUACAGAUGAGGACAAGAUAAAAGAUGAUAAUGAAUUGUCCAAUUUUGAGAUAAAAGUGGAGUUGGACGUUGCGGAAAAUGAUUUGUCACAUAAUGAUGGUGAUAAUGAAGAAAAAGACGGUGAGAGGAAGAAAUCUGAUGUACAAGAGGGGUAUUUUGGGACUGGUGUGCAAGGUGCUGGUGAGUUUAACUUUGAGGAAGUCAGGCCAAGACUGGGACAAGAUGAACUGUUCAAGACAGUUGAAAUGAGUAGCGAUAUAAUGGUAGGGCCAUCACAUUCCCGAAGUCAUAGCACAAGGGAUACACUAUCAGUCCCAGCUAAUAAUGGGGACAUUCAACGUGUCAGGAGACCUAUGUGUAGACAGCAAAAGGUCCGUAGGUUUGAAAGUUCAUCGAGUAAAAUGAUGAAAGAAGUGUUCAUUGACUCUUUGAGGAGGAAGGCUCAGAAAGGUAGUGUUAAAUCUAAUUCAACUGAGUCGAGAGUGUGCAGUGUAGACAAGAAUAAGGGUGAGUUUAAAGAACUGGGAAUGAGUACCCCAAGCGUUAGUCUUUGUGACAUCAGUCCAUUCGUGGAGAACAGUGUUUGUUCCGUAAAGGAGUCUUUUCUGUUUGCUGUGUCUCGUUGUCAGGCAGAGAUGAGCAAGCAUAAUGGUCUCGAUGUGGAAUGCACUGUGCCCAUCACAAAGGGAUGUGAGGGUCGACCAGCUAUGUUUCACAGCAAAUCGGAGAGCUCAAAGUGUAGCAAAGAUCCUCCUUCACACCGUGCGUUUCCCACCCAGCCUAAGAAAAUCCUCACUCUAGAACAAUAUGAACAAAUGGUUAGGAAGAAGCCAAAAAUUGUGGCGAGACUUGUCCGUGAGGACGACCAUGCUUCCACUGCUCAAACCUUGUCAUCAGGAACUUUAAAAGUGGCCUCCAGGCAGCGUACGAUCAAACGGGGUAGACCACAAAAGAGCAAGUUUCAAAUAGGGUCGUCAUUGUUCAAUUCUCAAAAGGGAAGGUCAAAUGCUAAAGUCAGAAAUGUUUCCUUCCCAAAAGGUCAGCUCGAGAGUAUCUCAAAAUCUGGGGUCUCUCCAUGGUCAAGCAGAUACAACCGCAGGAAGUGCAGUUCUCAUAGAGAAAAUGAUAGCUGCAGAGAAGUUAACAACGAACUGAGUGUUUCGAGAAAACCUCUAGCUUUACAGAGAAGUUCUGGAUUUUUUCUUCCUUCUCUUGUUCUGCAUGAUAUCUGUGACCCCAAGAUGCUGUCUACCGAAGGGAUGGCAGAGUUUAGGAAGAUAUUUACAGCAAGCAAAGACUUGGAACCAUCCCUUAAAGGAAAGGAGGAUUGUAAUGCUCUUAUGAACUUUCUCAGCAGUCAUGGCUAUUCCCUCGAUCGAAACUGGUGUGCUAUCAGAGGAGAGGAGCUGUCUUCUACAGGUGGAGGAGGUGAAGACGAUGAGUCGAGUGAAUUCUGUUCAGCCGUUGUAAAUGUUAGUCACCAAGAUAAACAGACCACAGAUGACACUUUUAACUUAUCCAUGCCGGUAGAUGUACAGGUAGUGAAGGGAAUGAAACAAGACUUGAAGGAACCUUUAGAGGUAGAGAGUGGGCAGGAUUCUGAGAAAGAAACUGUGGCUCAUGGUUUGGAGAGAGAUGGAUUGGGAUGUGAUUUAAAUAGAGAUACAUUGUGUGCCUCAGAGAAAAUUAUUGUAAAAGACUGUCAGAUGGGUACUAAUGUUCAGGACUCUAUCAGAUCUGUGGAUAUAGAGAGUUCAGAGAGAGAUUCACUUGUGCAGAAAUCAAAAAAGGCAGCAGAAAUUUCAGAGCAGCAAGAUGCAUGUUUUGAGAAAGUUAAUAAUUUGAAUUUUGUCUGUAAGACUCUAAAUGAGUGCACAGCUUUUCCAGAUGGUGGCGUGUGUUCUGCCCAUGGACAUGGCCCUCACAAGCAUGAGCUGUGUGUUCAGAAUACAUGUGAGGAAAUACCUGAUACAGCAGACAAUGGGGAUGAGUGUGAGUUAUCUCUUCGCCAAACCUCUGGGUCUCCUCCUUUUUUCAAGGCAAUAAACUAUUCUUCGAUAAACCAUUCUACACAUCAUAUGAACAAGACGCCCGCUUCAGACAAAGAGACAACAGACAGCAUAGUACAGAUUGAGCACUCGGCUUUGUGUUUGUCAGAAGACUCCACCUCUCUUCUGACAGCAGCUCAAGAUGGUGGACACAAAACGGACUGUUCAGACAACAAAGCCAUAACAUAUAACUUGGAAGCUGUUGUCCAAGAAGAGCCUUACUCCUUUAGUUGUGCAGAACCUGUAGCCAAGUCUGGGACAGACAGCAUGGCUGGACUACCAGAAGCACAAACUCUGUAUCGUCCUGUGCCUUUAGUUAAACAAGAAGAAGAAGACCAACAUUCACAAAGCCAUUUGGUGCAUCCUCAGGCACAAAGUACAGCACCGCGCAUAGAGUCAGUGGACGUCGUCAUGUGCCACCAAUCGUCUUUUCUAGAGUCAAAAAGCUCUUCAGCUGCUCCUCCUGUUAUGCCUGCUGCUUCUUCACUUAGUGUAGCUAGUGAGGAGCUCAGUUUGUCAGAGAGUGUUUGUGUUUCUUCAGUUGGUUUUUCAGAUCCUGCUGUGCAAAGGGACUUUUCAAAGAGUGUUGCUCCAAGUUAUGUCACAGAGCAUGAUGAGCGGAGUGAUGCUUUGGAGACCAUUACCCAUUCUGUUUCCAGUCCUGUCAUGACUGUCAGUAGUUCGCACAGUGUUACUCCUCAUCACAUGCUAAAUCCUGUGGCGCCAUGUGAUGUUUCCAAGAAAACGGCCUCAAAUAUUGUUCCAGAUCCUGACACUAUGUCUGCGAAUGUUGCCUCUGAUAGUGUAUCCUGUCCUGCCAUAUCUAGUGACACAUUGGAAAGUUUGACAGUCAGUUGUAUGUCAGACUCUGCUGUUCUUGACAUUUCAGAAAAUGUUCCUUCUAACUGUUCUUCAAGUUCUUUUGCUUUUAACAAUAUCUCAGAGAGUUUUCUUCCUCAACAUUUGCAUUCUCAUUCUAUACCAGGUAAUCUUUCAGAGAAUAUGGCUCCAGAUUGUGUGACAAAGCCAUCAAUGGGCGUCACUGACACAAAAACCAACAGUAACGUUUUGACCAGUUCUCAAGUCUGUACAUCUGAAUGUGACCUAGUGGAGUCUUGUGGUUUAGGAAAUCUUUCAGAGAAUGUAGCUCCAGACUGUGUGACAAAGCCACCAAUGAACAUAACUAAUGUCCAUACCAGUGGUGACAUUUUGACCAGUGAUCAAGUCUGUACAUCUGACCAUAUGGAGUCCAGUGGUUUAGGCAGUGUUUCAGAGAAUGUCACCCCAAACAGUGUGACAAAACCAUCGGUUGAUGUCACCUCAACACCAAGUGGUGGUGAUAUCGACCCCAUGGAGUCUGGUGGUUCCGAAUUUACCAAACAGAAGCCAGGGCCUCGUUAUGUCUUCAAUAUUGAGUGCAAUACUUUAGCCCGAGGUCUGGCAGAAGUAGGUUACUGUCUCCGUGAUGACUGGAGCAUUGUGAAGAUUGGUACAGAGGUCAAGAGGGGUGCUCAUAUCUCAGUGGCUGACCAGAAGAUGGACAAAAGGAGCAGCAGGCUAGACAGUGACCAGUUGCUGGAUUUGAGACCAGAUUUGUCUAACCAUGAGUCACCUGAUCAAACUGGGAAUUUGUCAGAGAAAAUGACGAAUGUUUUGUCAUCUUCCCUCCCUGCUAGUUAUUUCAGUCGGAGAGAUGGAGAGAUUGUCAAGAUACCCGAUGGUUAUAUUGUUAGGAAGAAUGGGCGUUUGAUGAAGAAGCCGGGGCCAAAGCAAAAAUUACCAGUGUCCCUUGAAAGUGGCAGUCAGUCCAGACAACAGAAGUCCCAGUCCCCUUCAAAGAGUGUGAGCCCUGUGUCUAAGUCUGUUUUACCUGAGAGGUAUGUGACAAGGAAAAACUUACGAUUGAUGAAGAUACCCAGUCCAAAGCAGAAGCCAUCUUUCUCCCCUGUGUCUGCAUGUGGAAGUGAAAGAGAACGAAAACAAAAUGUUCCUUCUGAGUCACAAAACUUUGGCUGUGUGGAGUCUCAGAGUCCUGGAUUUGUGUUAAAACAAAAUGCACUAGAAGGGUGUAAGGGGAAGAAAAGGGAGCAAUUGGAGAAAAAAUCUGAGUCACAGCUAAACUCGGUUGAAUCUCCAGGAGGAAGAAGUAGUACAGAGAGAGGAAUGGCUCUUCCGGUCUGCCAUGUCAGUCCUGGAGCUAUGCCAAAGCAGGUCAUACCCGAGGGAUAUAUUUUGAGGAAAAAUGGACAUUUGAUGAAAAAACCUGGUCCGAAACCUAAAGUUUCAAAGGGUGAACCAGCCUGUGGAUUGUCAGCUCUGACAAAGUCAUGUGAAGGAGGUAGUGGUGUGGGGACACCUGCUUGUCAGAGACCACAGGAUGAUGUGACUGGGGAGAGUUUACUGGGAUAUGGGAACGUUGAACUGAUCAAUGAUGCAGGCAUUUCUUCAGUACCAGACUUUUCUCAGCUGAAGUUUGAAGUCGCUUCACAGAACGCAGCUCAAGCCAUGAAGCUAAAACUAGGGAAGUCUGAGAAACGUGAUGAGGGAGCAUUGAAAGAAGAAAGCAAUGAAGCGGGUCCAUUGAGUUCUACAUUAGUUCAUGACAGCGUGUUAAAAGAUGAAGUAUUUACAGUUAUUGGACAUGCAGCGGAUAAUGUGAUAAUUCCUGAGGGAUUUGUGCUGAGGAAAAAUGGUCGACUGAUGAGGAAACCUGGACCUAAGCCAAAAGGGACCCCCAAAACUCCUGACAAGUCAAAGAAUAGAGUAGAUGUGAAGGACAGCUUGCCCGAGAAACUGUGCAGGGCUGAGACACAUCACAAUGUCAACUCAGAGGCUGGAAGUAAAGAGAGCCUCUCCCACAGUCAGGGCUGUUCUAAGGCAGUCUGUAAAGUUUUCAAGACAGCUCAAGGGAACUUGUCCAUGAAAAAGAAUGAUGUACCUCUCAAAAGAUCAUUGGCUGCUAAGCACGGCCGACUGAUCAAGAAAGCCAGUGGGAGAAGAAAAAAUGGGCAUUCAGAAGGCGUCUGUGAUAAUGGCAUGCUGUCCGCGUCUUCCCUGGUGGGUAGAGAAUCUGUCACACCCAAGGGAAAUAUUCUCCCAACACUGGCUGCACUUCAGGACAGGGCGAAAUCAGGGGGUCAGGGGGCAGCGAUCGAGAACUGUGUGGGUAGGAAAAGGAAUGGGUUUGAUUCUACUGAGAGUGACGCUACUCCAAUGAAGCUGAUCAAAAUGUCCCAAAGUAGUGGCAGAGAUGGCAACCCCUGUGAUUUCAACAGCGAUGAUGUUUUUGAGACAGAAUCCUUCUCAUCACCUCAUGGCAUUGGCUUUGAUCACUGCUGUCCACGAACCGAGAGAAAAUCCUCAGGAAAUCCUAAAAUGUCGAAGGCUUCCACUCUUGAGGAAGUACCGGAUGGAUACUUUAUUACAAAAACUGGUCGACUUAUGAAAAGACGUAUCCAGAAAACAAAGCUUAGCUCUGACCAUGCGCACACCCCAAGCCUUAUCAAUGCUAAUGUCAGACAGAGAGGCUCAUCAGCCGACCAGACCUGGAUGGCUCUCACUGAAUCUCUUAACCCCUCAGCACCUUCCUCUUUUCCAACAUCAGAGGAGAUAAAGUAUACUCCUGUGUCCCACACAUAUUUUCAGCAGCAGAUUUCGCUGCAGAGUUGUACCACUGGUGUCUCACCGAGCUGUUUGCCUGAGACUUCUUUGCCUCAAAUGCAGGUGAACUCUGAGGUAAAUGCUGAAUCUGUGCCCCUUUGUAAAGAGGAAGACAGUUACGUGCAGCAAUGGAACAUUCCGUUCUCACAGUUUUCAGCUUUAAAUCUUCCUCCCUCUGAGUAUUCUACAGAAACUCAUAGUCUCACAUCUGUUGUGGAAAGACGUAUGCAGCUCAUGGCUCAGAAAACCAAACAGGUAGUGGCUAAAAAGAGCUCUGUGAAGAGAAAGGUUAGCAAAACAAAGACAAAGAAUCCACCUCCAAAGAGGAAGAAAACAUUCAUAACUGCGCUGAUCAGUGAAAUACCUGAAGGUUACAUCAUCAACAAACAUGGAUACUUAGUCCGUAAACCAGGCCCGAAAGCAAAUGCAGAUGUAGCGAGCCAGAACCCAAAGACUGAGAAGACGAAGUACCCAAGCAGGCAGAGAAAAAAGGACGGGAUGGUCAGAAAAGAGUCUCCCUCUGUCAGUGAGAAGCCAAACCAGAUCAAGAAAAGACAUCCUCACAACAACCUAGCAGACAAAGAAAAGAGGCCAGAUUUUCAAGUGCAGGAACAGAAGCAGAAGGGGGCAGAAUGGGAAAGAAAUCCCAACAUUCCAUUUGGCCACAUUCUCACUAAGGCUGGACGUGUUGUGAAAAAACGAGGACGUAAGCCAAAAUUUGUUACUGGAAAUUCUUUGAGAGGGGGUACAAAACAUAGGAGGAAGCUUUUUGGGAAUGGAAUGAAACUCGCAGGUUCAUUGUUUAAGGAACAGGCAAAGCAAAAUUCCUUCCUUGGGGGUGAGUUUCCCCAUAGUGAGUGCUGUGAGAUAAAACAACAGAGAGGGAAGGACCGGGUAUGUGACAGGAGUAAGCACGGUACUCACAGCUUUCAGGAGGCAACAGCACACUCACAACAGCACUCCGGUCCUGGUUCUUCAUAUGAACAUCAGGAAAAUUUGAUGCAUUCAUUGGUAGUGUCAUCAUCCUCUCAAAGCGCAACAGACUUUCAGUUUUGUCAUACUGAUACAGUAGAUUGUACCACAGAAAUGAGGACUCUUCAUUCAUUGCCAUCGCCGGCUGAACAGGUCGCUCAUUCCCUUGAAAACAGCAAUACCUUGUCCUUGAAAGAAGUGAACGAAACACCAGCACUAGUUACCUCCAGGGCUGAAUCAUCGACAGCAAAUAUCAAGAAAAAGUCAGGGAAACUAGCUUCAAUGCCUGAGAUGUCAGGUGAAUGCUUGGGACUCAAAUCUCAGAUGAUUCCUGAAGGUUAUAUCAUUUCAAAAGAUGGCCGCCUGAUUCGUAAACGUGGACGCAAACCGAAGUGUCUCAGUCAAGACUGCAGUAACAAAACUAUAAAUAGGUACAAGAAGAGCAAAGUUAAUGAGGGCCCAGAAGGGUAUAUACCCCAAAAAAAGAACCAUGUGAUGAAAAAAAAGCAGUUGAAGUUUCCUAAAAAUCAGAAGAGAGAAAUAAAGCUUAACAACCAUUGGUCAAAGACAAAGGGAACUUCAGGAGAGCAGCCAAAUGACAAUCCAUUCCUGGAGCCUACAAAAACCGCCAACAAACUCAUACCCCAUGGCUAUAUCGUGAACAAGCAUGGACAUCUCCAAAGAAAACCUGGGCGCAAACCCAAGAGACAGCCCGAAUCUGCUCCAAAAGGCCUGGGCGCAGCUACUGGAGCGAAAAACGGGAGCAGAAAGGUUGUUGGGCGCGAAAGUGUGGCAAAACGGGAAGGAGAAGAAAACUGUUCUCAGGGACGAGAUGCUCCGGCAAAGGAGGAAGCCAGGAGGAAACGGAUGUCUGGAAGGAUUGUUUACAAACCCAGACAUACGGACAGUUUUACCGGAGCUGUGCCACCACAGUCGUCUCUCUCAGCAGCUGAUGUCUAUCUUGACCUUUCUCAAGCAAAUGUUGAUCUCGUCAAUCAAUGUGACAUGCAUCUGCUUCCUGUUCCGCAAUCUUUCGAGGCCAGUGCAACUCCAAUGUUAUUUCCAAAACAAGAAGACAGUGCAUCCCCUCCAUCAGGGGAGCGGUAUGUCUCAAACACAUCCCUAGUGGAGGAGUCGGGGAUCCUUGUUGGUUGUGUGGGGUCGUCAGAGGAGGGGUCUGCUCAGACGGUUCUUUCUUCUGAAGACAUUGGAUUUGUCCAACCAGAGAUGGUCACUGCCCCAGCUUUUAUCUAUUGCUCCCCAAUGCCUGUGGAGGGUAGCGCAUCUAAUCUGUUGACGAGUCCUGUUUUUGUAAUGACAAAUAACUCCUGGGGGUUUGGAGGACAGCUUGAAGAGAGCGAGACGAAACUGACAGAUGUUACGUCGGUACAACCAGAAGUAGGAGUAGAGAGUUUUUCUGGUUGUGACACGGAACUGAAGCAGGAGGAGGAGGAGAGUAACUUCAUGUGAACUCUGGCCUUGACUUUGACAUUGACCCCAACACGGCUUCUCUGUUCUAUUUUUGGUGAUCUGCAGCUUUUGAAAUACAACGAAGCACUUUGUAUUCAGUGAAACCUCACUCUCAACUCGGUGGGAAUUUAGGCUUAAACUCUGAGUGAGUAAGCAGGGUCUUGUUGCCAUUCUUUAGUUGUCAUAAUGUCCUGGGUGCUGAGUCAGCAAGAAGUUGAUUGCCCAAGAGGGCAAAGUUUUUAUAGAAGUUUUGUGUUAAUAAUAAUAUGUUCCUUUUAGUAAGAUCUAUUGUCACAAAAUAAGUUUUUAUUGCAGCUUCUUUGAGUUCGUUAUUGUUACGAAUAUUUACUUGCUAUGAUUUUAUAGUGUCGCACGAAGGAGUCUCGAUGUUGUACCAAGAAGAUAUGUGAGUGGUUGGAAGGUGCUCAGGUGUGUUUUGUUCCUUCUUUCCUGUCAAGCAUGUCAUCCGUAUUUCUCCAUAUUUGUGUUCGUUACUCUCUUGUAACACCUCUAAUUUUGUGCACUUACAUACAAGCUAAUUGUCCUGCAAGUACCAUAAAACUUUUACUAAAACAAAAAGCAGAAGAUCAGAUAUGACUUUCUUUAUUUUCAUGUGGGGAGUUUAUUAUUGAGUGUUUUCUGAGUUUUCAUCUGUCUGCUGGGACAUUGUGUAUCUUUCUUGCCUGGGUGAUCUAACACUAACAGGCAAGGUUAGAAGAGCGGCCCACCUCCUAAAUGAUCUUGAUACAUAUUCUGCCAAUGGGGAUGUGAAACACCUACACCACAACCGUUUUGUUUUUCACAAAAAUUGGUUGUGAGGAUGACGUUUUUGUCACUUUAGUCAGGUAAAACGUGUUUGUGUGUGUGGAUGCAUUUAAUUUGUGUGAGCAUGUUGAAGUUUGGUCAUUAUGAAGUGACUUUUUUUUAUUGUGAAACAAGUGUAUGUGUGUGUGCGCACGUGUGUAGUGUGUGCAUGUAUAUAUGUGGAAGAGAGAGAGAGAGAGAUUAUUAUUAGCAUGUCAUGUUCCCUUGUCAAAGCAUUGAGUUUAUUAUAUGGUUAAUAAAAUUGUUACUUUUUUUCGUCACUUU
This is a messenger RNA of Aplysia californica (California sea hare), 11838 nucleotides long. RefSeq lists its product as uncharacterized. The transcript is spliced from 3 exons. The record is from RefSeq and is a predicted model, not a curated record. Gene Ontology annotation, molecular function: DNA-binding transcription factor activity, RNA polymerase II-specific; RNA polymerase II cis-regulatory region sequence-specific DNA binding. NCBI's taxonomy places the organism in Eukaryota, Metazoa, Mollusca, Gastropoda, Aplysiida, Aplysiidae. The coding region runs from base 427 to 10749 and encodes 3440 amino acids. Gene Ontology annotation, biological process: regulation of DNA-templated transcription.